CGCAAUUCCGCCAUCUUGGUUGGAGAGAGACGUGGUCGACGAAACAUAAAAACUGAUUUUGCAGAUUAUAUAAAAACGUUUCAAAAUGACAGUCAACUUAGAAGAAUACUUUAGAACCACAUUCGAGGAUAAGAUCCUCGUGUAAGUGGCAAAAUCAUGAUAUGUGAAUCUUUCUAAUGUAUUGGACUGUCCAGAUAACAAUGUUGUUAUAUGCAACGAGCAAAGUGGUUAGUCUUAAUCAGUAUCAUGCUUUCUUCACCAGAAAAAUGCCAGAACGCGAGGACGACCACCUCACUCCGGCUACAAGACUUCUGGAAAAGAGAAGAGAAAUGUCCGAAGUUGAGCAAGCACUUGCAGCUCAGAAAGAGGUCGGAAUAUAUUAGUUUAUCGUUAGAAAUAUCGUCAAAUAACACUUUAUUUUUCUACAAUCUCUGUCACCCCAACAAAUAGAAAAUUCAAAGAGGUUGAACGCAGCAUAAUUUAUGAACUGGUACAAAGUGUAUAACUGUAUACAAUUGUGCAUGUAAUAGAUACAUUUUCUAUAAAUUAAACCAUUUUGAAUCACCGGUUUAGGGACUUCUGUAGUGCACAUGUGAGGCUAACGAAAGUAACUCUUUUCAUCUUAUUUUGAGAAUUUCCACAUAGCCAGUGCAAAAUAAAAAUUUACAAAUACAAUAUAUCAGGUGUCGAGGGCAUACAUCUUCAGAUACCCAAAGGGAAAAGACUGACAAGAAAAGGGGUUCUUGAAAGAGUUUUAGUUGGUACCCAAGAAAGGUCAGCAUUGCUGACAGGAGCUUUAAAACUGACAGGAAGCCCUCAAUAUUGCAUUUGUGACCUCUAGACUUCUCGCUAUGCAGCACAAGUGUUGCAUAAAGCUAUUUGAAAAAUAGAUCUGUGCACUAGUUCUUGUCAAGUUCAGUCAUAUUGUUCAGACUUACAUGUACCAAUCAAGGCUCCUGUGAUGCACUUAGAUCAUUUGCCAUUCAGUAAGAAGACGAGAUAAGUUUUAUCUUAUUAAUUUAUUAUUAGAAAUUCCAAUUUAAAAAUUCCUCAGAAAGUAGGAUUUAGAGAUUCUUUCAUUUUACUGUUUCUUUACUGUUGUUUACUUACAGUCCACUGUGGGGGAGGGGGUUACCAGAUGUUUCUUUUUAUUUAUUGUGCCUUUUACUUUCGCUUUCCCUACUUUUUUCAAAUUCAUCAGGAAUUUCAAAUGAAAAUGGAGAGCCUUCAACAAAGAAGAGAGGAGCUUGACAGAAAGGAAUAUCAGCUAAAAGAAUCAUUGCUGAAGUUUGACAAGUUUUUAAAGGUAUGUUUAUAAAUGGAUUUCAGACAAAAUCUGGCUAACUUUAUAUCAAUUUAGUUGCAUGUAAAAGCAACUAUGCCAAGAAUAGACAAGCAUAACUGCGUAUAAACAGCUGCUGUUCCAACAUUAAGCAGUUUUAGUAAGGUAUGCCUCAGGCAUUGAUCCUGGGACCCUCUCUCUUCUCUUCAUUACUCUUUAAGUAGUAUUCAUUAGUGCGAAGAUUGCUUUCAUAUUCAUCUCUUCCUUUUAUUUAUCAACUACACGCCUUAAAGUGUAUUGUGACUUGACACUAGACCUUUAUGCUGAUGACACAAUUUCACUGAAAAACCCCAGCUGGCAAAAUGUUCCCCAUUUGAUACAGGCUCUCAGUCAAGGUCUCAAAUGUUUAGAGGAGUGGUGGGCAGAAAAAAAAUGUUUCUUGACUCUGAAAAGACGAAGUUCAUGCUGGUAACAGGGAAAUUUUUGUAGAAACUUGUCGCCUUAUGUCAACUUACAGUGUAAAUGGAAGUGAUAUUGAGUAUGUCACUAACUUCAAACUUCUUGGUGUUACAGUAGAUCAGGACCUUUCAUUAAAUAUCCAGACUGAGUAGUUAGACUGUAUGCAAAAACUUGGCCAAACCUAUUGGUCUCAUUCAUCACAUAAGUCCUUCUUUAGAACAUAAUCAGCACAAAACAUACUACUCUACAAUUAUCAAACCUGUAUUGUUCUAUGGAAGCAUGAUUUUGACUUCCUGUAGCAAAGAAAACCUUAAGAAAUUUCAGCUGUUCUGUGCCUUCAAAAACAAGAAGCUACCAUUAUCCUUGGUGCAGAAAGAACAGCAUCUUCAGUUAGUUUAUUUAACAUUUUAAAGUGCAUUAAUUUAUAUUUAUUGAUUCUGCAUAAAAGGCAAUCCCUUUUAUGCAGAAUCUCAUAAGAAUAAAUGCACCUUAAUUUCUAAAAUGCAGCAUUGAAUACCCCAUAUAAUCAACGCUUUAACAAAAUUCUCGAAUGUGAUUGGUCACCACCAGCCUGAUUUGAGCACUAGUAGGACAGUGUAUGCAUCAUGCUUGUAAUUGGACAGUGUAAUAUGACAGUUUACAUGUCAUGCAGGUAAUUGAACAGGGUAAUAGGACAGUUUAUGCAUCAUGCAGGUAAUUGGACAAUGUAAAAGGACAGUUAAAGGGACAGUUCAGACAUCAUGUCUGUGUAAGUGGACAGGUUAACUGAUGUUUUUCUUUUAUGAAAACAUAUAACCGAUGUCUCGUUUCUUUCUCAAAUUUUGUCAUAGUUUUGAUUAAUUGGUGACAGGACUUCGUGUCCUCCAAUUCUGUCUGUAAUCAUCCUUGUGAUUAACAAAUCAGACUCCCGCUUCACAGUCAUCCAAUUUUGUUUAUCACUUGUAUGAUUACAAACCGAAUUGGACUCCACUUGGUCCUAUUACCAUUAUAUAUAUUAAUAAUUUACUUACAUCAGAAACUCUGACAGACAUGAUACAUGUAUCUCUGCUCAUCUUAGUAAUCUUAAUUUUCCCUUAAUGUAAAAGAAAUACUGUUUGUGAUCAAACAUUUUUAAAGAAAGGAAAUUGCUAAUUGUGGACCUCAAACAGAGUUUUAUUGCUAAUAAUUUUAAGUUCACUUUUAAAUCAAUUUUAAGCCAUUAAAUUCUCACCAAAUCAUUCAUGUCAUUUCAGUGGUUUUAAAUCCUUUUAAAAUAUCUUUUCUUGUAAAAAUUUCUAUCAUUAGUUCUAUAUUCUUCAAUUAUCAUAGCUUUGUAUUCUAGUUGAAUGUUUAUAAUUUAUACUAUUUUACUAUAGAUAUUUUAUUUAGAUUUCCAUUUAUUCUGAGGGCCAUGAGUUCAUCUGUGUAAUUACUGACUAAUUUUACCCUGGCUUGUUAAAUUAAGUCCACCUACUUAUUUACGAAAGAAAAUUUAGUGAAGCAAUGUGCAAGGAAUUGAUCAAAAUAUCUAAGAGUUACAUAAAGGCAAGUUAGCUGUUUGUAUUUCAAACUGUGCAACCUUUCCUGCUAGAUCUUCAAUGAAGGAAAAUCACAUUUUCUGUUAUGUAUAACAAUAAAUUAUUUAUGUUUAAAUUCAGGAAAAUGAUUCUAAGAGGGCAAGAGCACUUAAGAAAGCAGCUGAAGAAAGAGAUAUGAGAAGGGCAAAGGACAGGGAAAUUGCAAGGUGGGAUACUUAAAGCCAGGGUAUAAAUCAAUUUUGCUCAUGGAAGAUGUUGCCCAUGCAUUGUGGCCUACUUGUAAAAUGUGUUGAUCAGUAUAGUAAUCAGCACACAAGACAUAUUGGUAAUAUUGACUGUACGUCAGUAUGAUAUAAAUCUCUAAGGUGAGGGGAAGAAAGGCUAUAAGGACUGGAGCAAAACAUACCGGUAGUAAACAUUUGUGCAUGUGAGUGUAAUCAAAUGAAUCCCUUUUCAUAGUGAGAAUAAAUUGUUUGUGUAUAAAAACUUUGUGGAUCAUGACUUGUUUGAGAAACUAAAUUUUUGUUGCUAAUGCAGAGAAUUCUCCACAAGGCAAUAAGUAUUGCAGAAUGUAAAAUUUUUUUGAUGGCCAUUCCCAAUCAUCUAAAUGAGUGGAAAAAAAAGAAAAUAGUACAAGGCAGCUCUGGAGACCAGUCCAUCAUAAAGUUAUAGACCUAAUAUGUACAUGUGUCAUGUAAAAACAGCUAUCUAGGAGAAUGAAUAUGUAUGCAUUGUUCAGGUUAAAAGAGGAAACAGCUACUUUAAUGAAAGAGAGAGAUCACAUACAAUACAAGUUGGAGAGAAAUGUCAUUUAUCAGCAAUAUCUGGAAAAGGUUUUGGAAUCAGCAGAGGAGGUAUGUUAAUUAACCAGCAUGUAUGUCAAUUGCUUUGUUUUAGCUUUCUUCAAAUAGCUGUGUAAUAUAUUAAUGUUGCUCAUUUCUGCUGGGUUGAUUAACAGUACCUUAAACCACUAGUCCAAAGAUAGCCCUUUACUUUGACACAAGAUCAUUCUCUGAUAUUUCUACAUACAAGUUCCAAGACAAAAUGGUGUUGUCAACAAAUAGUGAUAUUGUUUUGAACAGAUUUAAUUUGAAAAAAAAAAGGGGAAAUUAUUUUGAUAAAUUUUGUAGGCAGUGAGCAUGUAGCUCUGAAGCUUUAAGUAUUUUCAAUGCUGAGGUGACUGUCUCACAAACAUAACUGAUCCAUAAUUUUUAUUUUGAAGUGGCUGCCUACAUCAACUGAGAUGUUAAUUUUGUGAUAUCCUUCUUUUCAGUUUCAGGAGAUUCGGGAAGUUAUUGCUCGGUACGAUACGUUGACAGCAACACAUCAGGUAAUGAUCAAAGGCACCAUGAAGUCUCUAAUGAUUACGUUCAAGGUAUGGAGCCAUAUUGGUCCCAAGGGAUGAGCCUUCAUGAUAAAAUGUGGUUUGCUUGUAAAACUUACUGGAAAAUUAAUUUCCAAAAAUUCAGUGAGUGUUUCUAGACAUUAGCUGGAUUUAUUUCAGAUGGACUAAAGGAUUGAUGAACUAAAGGAUUAAUGAACUGAAAGCCUUGCAUGGUAAUGAAUUAGAGCUUCCUGGCUCUCCCUCAAGGAGGAAUUCUCACUUCUUGCUGUGCUUAUUUUUUUGUUUUAAGGACCUUUUGGAAAGAGAAACAAAAAAUCAGGAAAAGUAUGAAAAAGAAAAAGGAAGACUGGUAAAAUUUACAGAGGUAAAUGUAACACGUGUCUCAUUAAUUUGUGAAAUUGUAUUAUGAAGUUGUCUCUGCUCCUGUCAAUUGUAGUUAAUGGUCAAGACCUAACCAGUUAAAAAUGUUCUGAUUUGCAGGAAAAGAACAAUGAGAUAUUAAACUACAACAAUCAGGUAAGCAGUAAAUUCUGGUUGCUACAAUUUUAUCCAUUAAGGUUCUGUUAGCCAGGAAUCAAUGUUUUACUUAAAUUGCUAAUUUGACUAUGAAGAACUUCAAUCCAAUUAAUACAGUUUCCCUUUUGAUUUUCCAUUAAAUAACAGCUUGCACAUUUACAGACGCAGCUUGAGAGAGCCCAGAGUGUUGCAGUCAAAUGGUAACUUGAAGUAAUUUUCAUGUGCUUAAUUCUAGUAAUGUGCUAUCAAAUCCUUAUCGUAUUUCCCUAAAAGAAGGUUGUAGUUUCUUACUGGUUACCAUGCUGAUUUGUCAUUUCAGGGAAUCUCAGUGGACACAUAUACAAAAUACAGCAGCCAAGAAAACUCUUCUUUUAGGAAGAAUAAAAAUGUAUGUAGUGAAUGCAGCAUUUAUCAUGGAAUAUAUUUGCAAAAGUUACAAUCUGGAACUAGAUAUUCAUAAUUGUUUGCUGGUAUUUCUUUCACCCCAGGGCAACCCACAACUUGUUCAUGUUAGUGAACAGACACCUUAAACAGAACACAGUCAUAGAACAUACUGAAAAACAGCUAGAAAAGGUAAUGUCACUAAAACUUUUAAAUGAGGAGACAAACAGGAACGUAGACAUCUACAUGUUUAACAAACCGGUAUCUUCUGGUUGGAUUAGUUGUAUUUUUCGUUUGCCUCAGUGAGUAGGUACUAUACUAUAAUCAUAAUGAGAUAAAAAGAUGCUUAGGAUGUUGUAAACCAUGCCUGCAAGUUUUAGACAGUUCGUUUUGUUUCUUUAGCUGAUAGUUUUAUUGGAUAAUUUUCAAAACUUUUGAAAUCCCCAUCUGGAAUAAAAACAGAACAGGUUUACAGCCCCGUUGAAUUACCUAGACCUUCGAGAAACGAGCCUAGUUCAGGAUAAUUUUUUUUAUUUAUUAAGUCAUUUAUUUGCUGCAUUACAAUAAAACUUUACAAGGAAGCAUGAUGGGCCAAUUUUUAAUAGAAUAAAGUGUAUUUGUAGGAAACGUAAAUUGAAUUACGAGCCUUAUGUAAGGUUAAUCUUCCUCCCAAAAGGAUAAAUUUCGUAAAAGUUCUAAUAAAGCAAACAACACGUUUUUCAGUCGACAAAGAUUGUCCAUAGUUAAAUUUACUUCAUUGCUCAACGUCUUUGGGUGAUGAAAAACAAUUUUUAAACUUUUUCCUUGUCAUCUAAUCUGUACAUGAUAUAUUUUUCUCAUUAUCAGAUCCAAGUAUUUAUUCAAGACUUGACUCAAAUCACCAAUGAAAUCAAACGGGCAGAGACAGCUGCUACUAAUGCCACGUCUGCCAUGAGUUAA
Messenger RNA from Pocillopora meandrina, 6439 nucleotides. The record is from the annotation of a GenBank genome assembly. Lineage: Eukaryota; Metazoa; Cnidaria; Anthozoa; Scleractinia; Pocilloporidae.